Messenger RNA from Haliotis rubra (blacklip abalone), 1563 nucleotides. RefSeq names its product RAB6A-GEF complex partner protein 2-like. Gene Ontology annotation, biological process: retrograde transport, endosome to Golgi. The transcript has 9 exons. Bases 89 to 1249 code for a protein of 386 amino acids. Lineage: Eukaryota; Metazoa; Mollusca; Gastropoda; Lepetellida; Haliotidae. Gene Ontology annotation, cellular component: Ric1-Rgp1 guanyl-nucleotide exchange factor complex; Golgi membrane. The record is from RefSeq and is a predicted model, not a curated record.
UUUAGCACAGAACACAGGCAGACAGCUUCUGUCGUAGGAAAUUCUCGGAAAACUUUGACAGAUGUGCAAGUGAAUAUUCGACAAAAGAAUGAUUGAGGUGAGCGCAAGUCUCCCAAGAGGUCCUGUGUUUUUAGCAGGGGAGACAAUUCAAUGUGAUAUCCACUUCACAAAUAUUGGAUCAAGAUCAGAGAAUGAACCUGAUGUGAGCAGCCUGGCGUGGGCAAGUGUACAGAUAAUUUGUCAGUGUACAGUGAGUGAGUCGCGGGUCAUCCUUCCCCGAGCACAGAACCUGUCCACUGAGGAUGCUUCAACCACAGGAUGUGAUACGUCAUUUGUGCCAACCAAAGGAGAACGAGGCCUCACAGUUUUAUCAACAAAACCCAAGAUUCUCUUUUGUGAUCUUAGACUGCCCCGAGGAGACUCCAGGUCAUUCACAUUCCAAGAUGCCAUUCCCACAGAUGCACCACCAUCGUUCCGCGGGCAGGCGGUUAAAUACUCAUACAAAGUGAUUAUUGGCACACAGCGUCUGGAGAAUGUGACCAAGAUGUUGAGAAUCCCCUUCAGAGUGAUGGUCAUGUAUGGUUUAAAUGACAUCAGUGUGUAUAAUGAGUCCGAGGAGUAUGCACCAAGUAACCCAUUCCUCAACAACCAACAGAAGGAGAACUCUGUGCUGGACAUUGCACUGCAGGUCCUUUCAACCAUCACAGCCAGGAAAGCUCCACAUUCCUACAACAUUACCAAUGCGAGGGGGCGUGUGGCCAAGUUUCUGUUGUUCAAGCAGGCCUACAAACUUGGGGAGGACAUUAUGGGGAUAUUUGACUUCUCAGAUGGGACAGUUCCCUGUGUGCAGUACUCCGUGACACUUCAGAGUGAGGAACAGAUUGCAGAGGAGUGUCGACGGAAACCUAGCCAGGGGACAGCCAUUACAUCAUACGUUAAGCACCAGGAGAUGUGUCUACACACGCUGAGAACAAAUAUCUCAAUCCCACUUCCUCUCACAGCAUCACCAGGGUUCAUUACAGAUAUAGUGUGUCUGCGAUGGAGAUUACACUUUGAGUUUGUGACAUCGUGUGAUCCGGUGGAGGAGGUGGAGACGUCGAAGACUGAUGAAGGCAGCAUGUGGCGAGGUCCCCCCACCAUGAACGUUGAAACAAUGGUGUGGGACAUGCCGAUCAAAGUGUUCCCAACCAACCCACUCCAUGCAUCAAGUGUCACGCUGAUGAAAACAAGCUCAACGAUACGAGUGUGAUCAUAACAUUUCGCUUGAACAGACAAUUGCAAUUACAAGUCAUCUGGUGUGAUUAUUACAGCUUUUGGAGAAUUGUGUGAUUGUCCCUGCAACAAGCAUAUGGUGAUGGGUAUUCACAGGAUGCAGGGGUGACACUGAAGGAGAAGCACAUUGAACAGGACACCCAGUAAGCUGGAGUCUCAUGUAUCUGAGCUGGUUGUUCUGGGGUAUAUUUUGUUGGGGUAGCCUAGUGGGCAAAGCGUUUGCUAGUCAUGCUGAAGACCCAGGCUCGAUUCUCCACAUGGGUUCAAUAUGUAAAGCCCAUUUCUGGUGUC